Menidia menidia (Atlantic silverside) is the source of this 1300-nucleotide messenger RNA. NCBI's taxonomy places the organism in Eukaryota, Metazoa, Chordata, Actinopteri, Atheriniformes, Atherinopsidae. The record is from the annotation of a GenBank genome assembly.
GAACAGAAAAAAAAAAAAAAAACAUGGCGAAAAGCAACGAAACUGAGGCAGUUUGGGCGGUAACGUCUGCUUCCCACUGAGAAGACGACGCUAGAAGCCGCUCUGGCUGAACUGGCAUCCGUCCAAACGUCCAGUUCUCUCCUGAACGGUGCAAAUGUCCAGCAGGAAGUGAGACGAGCCGCCUGUGGCAACACCGAGCCGAGAGGGAAGAGCUUCGGCUGGCGGCGGCCCCAGUCAUCCACCGCCUCCAGCUGUGCACGGCCUCUCCCCGGCCCGCGGCGCCUGCAGCCCGUAGCCAUGACGACGGGCGGCUGCUGCCACCUGCCCGGCUCCCUGUGCGACUGUGCCGGCGGCACGGCUCUGUGGAAGAGCGUGGAGGAGGCGGGCGGAGACGGCUGUCAGGCGCUCUACGUCACCCAGGUCACGGCCAUCGACGGGCGGCUGCUGUCGUCCGUGCUCAAGCCCAUGAGCGUCCAAAGCGACGGCCCCAUCUGCCGCAUCUGCCACGAGGGCGGCGGCGGCGAGCGGCUGCUGUCGCCCUGCGACUGCACCGGCACGCUGGGCACCGUGCACAAGAGCUGCCUGGAGAGGUGGCUGUCCUCCUCCAACACCAGCUACUGCGAGCUCUGCCACACCGAGUUCAGCAUCGAGCGCCGGCCCCGGCCCCUCACCGGGUGGCUGCAGGACCCCGGCCCCCGUAACGAGAAGCGGACGCUGUUCUGCGACAUGGUGUGCUUCCUCUUCAUCACGCCUCUGGCGGCCAUCUCCGGCUGGCUGUGUCUGCGGGGGGCCCAGGACCACCUGCAGCUGGGCAGCUGGCUGCAGGCGGUGGGGCUCAUCGCCCUGACCAUCGCCCUCUUCACCAUCUACGUCCUCUGGACGCUGGUCUCAUUCCGCUACCACUGCCAGCUCUACUCUGAGUGGAGGAGAACUAACCAGAAGGUGCGUCUGCUGCUCCCUGAGGCCCGGCCGUCCAGCGCCUCCCAGCACUCCCUGCUGUCCAGCAAACUGAAGAAGUCGGCCAGUGAGAGCAUAGUGUGAGACGGAGCUGCUGCCCGAGGCACCGCCCGCUGGCGGGAACUCAAAAAGCACUCGUGGGCUUUUGCUUUUCUUCCUUCCAUUUUUUUUUUUCCCUUUGCGUCUCUUUUUUUCAUGCGGCUUCUUAUGAGUUCCUCCUGCUGCCAGAGCAGAACCGGCCCACUCAGUGGAGGCUGCUCACAAAGUUUAUGCAAAAGCCCCGAGGGGGGGGGGGCUGUGGAGCCGUGAACAGGCUGGAACGGCCCCCCCGCGGCCGGCAGGA